Molecule: messenger RNA, 3108 nt
Organism: Penaeus indicus
Lineage: Eukaryota; Metazoa; Arthropoda; Malacostraca; Decapoda; Penaeidae
Product: longitudinals lacking protein-like
Exons: 6
Coding region: 148-1353 (401 amino acids)
Biological process (GO): regulation of transcription by RNA polymerase II
Cellular component (GO): nucleus
Molecular function (GO): DNA binding; protein binding
Source: RefSeq, a predicted model, not a curated record
GUCCCUUUGCAAUUAGUUCAGGUGUCGGCCGCAGCGUUGGUGUGGCGCUACUUGCCAUCGAUUGUUUACUUCUCUGUUGUGGAGUUCCCUUUGCAAACCCUUUUUUAAUAGACAAAUUACACUGACGCUUCGAGAAAGACAUUAGAGAUGGAGGAGGGUAUACUCUCACUGCGUUGGAAUAAUCAUCGAUCAACAUUUUUCCAUAUUUUAUCUACACUUCAUAGGAAGGAACUUUACAGUGAUGUAACGUUAGCAUGCAAUGGUAAAUUUUUCCCAGUGCAUAAGUUGGUGCUUUCAGUGUGUAGUGAAUAUUUUGAGGAAAUGUUUAAGCAGACCACAUGUAAACAUCCCAUAAUAGUACUUAAGGAUAUUCUUCACGAUGACCUUGAAGCGCUUCUCAAUUACAUGUAUGCGGGCGAGGCAAACGUAGCGCAAAAUGACCUCGCCAGAUUAAUUAAAGCUGCGGAGUGUUUAAGAAUCAAAGGUCUAGCCGUCCCGGAUGAAGCCCCCCCUUCCAGUGAGAGUAAAAGAUCCCAUACCGAGGGGCUGAGAGAGGAAGCGCCUCACCCCAAGCGGCGGAAACACGAUGACAGCUCAUCGGCCUCCUCCAAAUCGAGCCAAGGACGACAGUCAGAGGACGAACCCAAAGAUAAAAAUUGCAAGGAAUUGUCCAGCUGUAUGGAACAACAGCAACAGCAGAGUGGAAGAUAUAGUGGGCAGAGUACAGGAUUACAGCAAAUAACGAGUCCUGAGCUACAACUUGAAUUAGAAAUGGGGAGAUCAAGUCAAGACGACAACAGUGCUACUCAAGAUCUUGCCGAGGUUGUCCUGGAUGAACAGCCGCUGAUCAAAGAGGAGAUCCAGGAGCCCAAACAUGAACACGAUGACGACAUAACACACCAAACGGACUCGGAGGCAAGCAUCAGUUUUGACCCCCUCAAUUCUGGGGAUGAAAGAGGAGGGGGUACAGGCAUAUAUGACCCACAGCUGAUGGUCUCACACCCACAGAGUGUCCUACAAGAUAUCAUGGUGCAAGGGGUCCCGGGCCCUUCUGGACUGCCCACGGACUCCAUCACCAGCUGGGAUUCAGGUGGAAACGUAGGCUUUUCACUAGAAGGCUUCACAGGCGAGGAUGCGAGGACGACCCAGGCCAUGGAGUCUGCGGGCUUGGUUAACCUCGGUCACCCAUGUCCGUUCUGCGGCAAGAGUUCCUUCAGAGACCAGUCAGACCUGAGGCGUCACAUAAGGAUCCAUACAGGGGAGAGGCCUUACAGCUGCCCUCGCUGCCCUUACACCGCUAACAGGAACGAGCACCUGGCCGCUCACCUCCGUAGAAAGCACCCCGUGGAGUGAAUCAACUGACCACUGGAUGAACAAACGCCAAGCUGCUCAUCGACGGAGAAAACAUCUAACGAGCGGACACCUAACACCUAACUCGCCUUCGUAAAAAUAAUUUAGUAGGAGUGACACAGCUGACACACAACUGAAUGAACACCUGGCGACCUGCCUACGUAAGAUACGUAUAGUAGAGUGGCACAAUUGAUCACUUCACUCAACGAACUUCUAGCGACCCGCCUACAUAGAUAGAUAAAAAACAAAAUCGUCAAAGUUCACUGGAAAUUUUGAGUCUGAAAAAGGUCAAAGUCUGCGCUUUGCUGACUGACCAAAGGGAGUUUACACAGAGGAUAACUCACUGAAUAAGGAAAGACGAAUGAGCUAUAUAUAUAUUUGACAAAGGGUUGUUAUUGGGUAAAACAUGUGUAUCUGUUUGUAUUUUCAGAAGUUCAUAUUAAUGAAGUGACCAGAAAUUAUUAUUUUUAAAUUAUUUUUGUUCCAUGGUAGUGACUAUUACUGUAAUGUGUUAGAUGUAAUUAUUAUUAUUAUUUUUAUUAUUAUUAUUGUUAUUAUUAUCACUAUUACUACUACUACUACUGCUAUUAUGAUACCUGCUACCAUUAUUACUACUGUAACUUAUAUUACUAUUAUGAUGAUGAAAAAUUAUAUUUUUUUGCCAUUAUCAUUAUUAUAAGCACAAUAUAUUGGGCUAUUAAUGUUUUUCGAUUAUUUUUGCUAAUAUAAUUUUGUUCAGUUUGCUGACUUUAUAUACUAAUAUGAUUAAUUAUUUAGAUGUCCUGAAGUGACGCAGUAUCACUUUUUAUUACCUCAAGAAUCGUUAUGAUCAGCUUGGUGCUUCUGCAGUUUCUAACUAUGAGAAUAUGCAGAAUAUUAAUAACAUUACUACACAAUUAAUAUGUAUACAGGUACAACAACUGUAAUUUUGAUAAACGGCAUGAUAAGUAUAUACCAUUACUUAGAUAACAUACGUUUAAUAUGUUUUCUAAUCAUAGCUAUAGGUUUUGGGUGAUACCAGCACAAAGUUUCGUCUUAAAUGUUAAAGUUGAACGGCAAAAAAGAGUAUAUAGAAAAAUUAUCCAUUUAGGUUUUAUUAAAGAAGGAUUUCUCUCUUAAGUGUUUGGAUUAUGGCCCUUGGCAAAAUUUGGUAAGGGAAACGUGCCGAAAUUUGUAAUGUCAAGAUUUCCGCUGUGUGUGGGGAAAAAAAUUAUUUGCAAGAGUACAAAGGCCUUUGAAGUUUAACCGAUGACCAAGUGUGUGAUAACGAACACUGAAAUAUCUGCGGUGUACUAAGGAAACAUCGCAGAAAUCUUUGGACGCACAAUCGCAGUGACAUUUUAGAUAGGUGAGAAAAUGAUCGCAAAUUUCUUGAAAAAAAAUAUCCAUUAUAACGAGAUAAUUAAUCCAAUGCAGAUUCUUAUGACUGAUUUAUUUUUAGCAUGGAAUAGUUGUAUAGUAAUUUAUGUUUUCUUGGGAGUGGGGAAAGAUCGGGCUGAAAAAUCUUACCUUCCACCGAAAGUUGAUGCUUCUUGCAUCUGCACACAGUGAUGCAAUGUUGAACUAGCCACAUUAGUAUUUGAUUUAAUUUUAUAUGUAAUAUAUUUUUCAUAUGUUAAACCUUCCAUGUGUUGUACUUUGAUCUAUUCAAACACUUCGAGGUGGACUGUUUAUGAUGAAAUGCUCCAUCGUCUCCUAGUAGGCAAGUGAACAUUUCAUUGAUUAAAAAUUGCAUUAUUACCUUACAUGUGAGUAAAA